UUUGCAGUUCGCGAUGCAGUCAAAUGACGAGAACAUCUACUUCCCAGCUAAUCAGUAUGUCAAUGCGGGACAAUACUCACCUCUGCAACAAUCAUUUUCCCAAAACUCGCAGUAUGAUUUGUUCGACGGAUUUGCCGAAUUUGGCUUUCUGGAACAAGUGCCGGCGACCAACAUGUAUUCUGGAAGUCAAUCGACGCAAAUGGAACAAAAUUAUCUGCCAAAUGUGAAUAAUUCAACUAGAAAGCGAAAGGCGCCAGGACAAAACGAGCAAGCAACAGUGAAACGACGUCAAAUCGGCAUCGAGAAAUGGAGGUUGCCAUCAAGAUCGGUAGUCCAACCGAGUGCAGAUAUUUCUGAUUUGAGGCGCCCACCUAUCUCGUAUGUUGCAUUGUGUGCCUUAGCCUGUCGGAAUGCUCCAGAUAUGAAAAUCACCCCAGCUGGAGUCUAUGCAUUUGUUUUGCAUCACUGGCGAUAUUACCGAUAUGCAAAUGAAAACUGGAAGAACUCAGUGAGGCAUCAACUUUCAUCAAAGGAACAUUUCGACGAAGAAACAUUCCAGCCUGAUCCAAGUAAUCCGACAGUCAGAAGAAAAUUUUAUAUCGUCAAAAAUCCAAACAUGAUCCGACAAAAUUUAAUCAGUGAUGCAGAUUUUGAUUUCUUUCGGAAAGAUUCAAGAGGAAUUGAAUUCUAUCAAAAAAUGUUUGCUGGACAAAUUGGCCUUCCGCGAAGUCUUUUUUAUCAAAUCAUUGGAAACGGAAUCCCAUUUCUUGCUGGUCCAGAAAACUCAUCAAUGUUCUACCAAUUGCUUGGAAUGGGCAAAGUUGUUGGAUAUUUGGAAACUCGAUACUUUCGAGAGCACUACAGAAGCGAACACGCCGCGACCGAGCCUAAGUAUGAAGAGGAUUACGCUAAUUUCACUGAAAAAAUUCCUUCCAAUGCUGAGAAUCUGAUGUCAUAUGGAGCAGCAACCGAGAGGAACUUUCAAAAAUUUGACUUCACCGAUGAAGAAAUUGAAUUGUUUCAUUUGAACAUAAGUUCAUAUCAUUCAGUGCAGAAAACGUGCAAAGAAUGCAAUCUACCAAACUGGUGCACACCAUCUGUGGGAGAUGUUGAAACUUACGUCUUUGGAAGACAAGUUCCUAUGCCUGUGAACACACCAGUAAUUCUACAACAAUUUGAAACUGUCGCUGAACAGGAAGGCAUCAGAAACAAUCCGCUCGAAGAACGAAAAACUACUGAAGAUCCUCGAGAUAUCUCAAUUCUCGAAGCCUUAGCAUAAAAUUUGUCAGAAUUCUAAUUUGUGUUUGAAAAUUGUUCAGCCCAUUCAAAUUAUUUUCAUACUCCCGUUUAGUGUUCAAACUCUUAUAAAUUUUGUGUCAAAUACUCGCUGAGAAAGCAAAUAUUAUUUGAGUUUAAUAUUUUCAUUUUACCUUGAUAAAUCAAAUGUUGAAUUAUUUCCACUAUUUUACCAAAUGAAUAAUUUGGCUA
This is a messenger RNA of Caenorhabditis elegans, 1488 nucleotides long. RefSeq names its product Forkhead box protein fkh-4 (gene fkh-4). The transcript is spliced from 3 exons. Gene Ontology annotation, cellular component: nucleus. Bases 14 to 1279 code for a protein of 421 amino acids. The record is from RefSeq and is marked reviewed. Gene Ontology annotation, molecular function: DNA-binding transcription factor activity; sequence-specific DNA binding. Gene Ontology annotation, biological process: regulation of DNA-templated transcription. NCBI's taxonomy places the organism in Eukaryota, Metazoa, Nematoda, Chromadorea, Rhabditida, Rhabditidae.